Messenger RNA from Magnolia sinica, 1996 nucleotides. Its product is annotated as probable L-gulonolactone oxidase 6. The transcript has 3 exons. NCBI's taxonomy places the organism in Eukaryota, Viridiplantae, Streptophyta, Magnoliopsida, Magnoliales, Magnoliaceae. Gene Ontology annotation, molecular function: D-arabinono-1,4-lactone oxidase activity; FAD binding. The record is from RefSeq and is a predicted model, not a curated record. Gene Ontology annotation, cellular component: membrane. Bases 118 to 1854 code for a protein of 578 amino acids.
CCAUCCUACACUCGUGGCUCAUAAAACCAGCAUUUAUUUCUUUCCCAUUCUCCCUACACCUGCAUUUAUCUUAUAUAUACAAAUACAAUGCAUUAGUGUCCAUUCAUAAUACUAGAUAUGGCACAUCUAAAGGGUCUGUUCUUUAUUCUGUUGGUGUGUAUGGUACGGUGCAGCCCACCAGAAGAGCCGAUCCAAUGUUCAUCAUCGACGACGAAUUGCACCAUCACCAAUUCAUAUGGCGCAUUUCCUGAUCGGUCCAUAUGCCGUGCAGGCGAAGUAGUCUACCCCACCAACGAAGCCGAGCUUACGGCAGCAGUAGCGAAGGCGACGAUGAGGAAGAGGAAAAUGAAGGUAGCCACUCGCUACUCGCAUAGUAUACCGAAGUUGGUUUGUCCUGGAGGCGAUGACGGACUACUUAUAAGUACCAGAUUCCUCAACCGCAUUCUCGGUGUGGAUGCGACAGCAAUGACGAUGACAGUAGAAAGCGGCGUUACUCUUAGAGAGGUAAUCGAUGGGGCGGCUAAGGCCGGGCUAGCACUUCCUUAUACACCUUAUUGGUGGGGCUUGACGAUCGGUGGCCUACUGGCUACGGGUGCACACGGUAGCUCGUUAUGGGGUGUGGGAAGCUCCGUUCAUGACCAUGUUGUUGGAUUGAGGAUAGUCACUCCAGCAGCCUCAUUGGCUGAGGGCUACGCAAAGGUCAGAUUGGUCAUGGUGGGCCACCCAGACAUGGAUGCAGUUAAGGUGUCACUUGGGGUCCUUGGGGUCAUCUCACAGGUGACUCUUAAAUUGCAACCACUUUUUAAACGGUCCAUUACUAAUAUGGGGACCAGUGACUCUGACUUGGGAAAUAAGGCUGUUGGGUUUGGGAAUGAACAUGAGUUUGCAGAUAUGACAUGGUACCCCAGUCAACGUAAGGUGGUCUACCGAAUGGACGAUCGGAUCUCAUCCAACGUGUCAGGGAACGGUCGUAACAACUUCAUCGGAUUCCGCUCGACUUCUGCACUUACAUUAGCGAUAGUUAGGUCGACAGAGGAAGGCCAUGAAGCUACCAACAACCCCGGCGGGAAGUGUACUGAUUCGAAGGUAAUUGUGUCCGCACUCAUGAUGGACGGUUACGGUUUGAUGAAUGAUGGGAUCUUAUUUAAAGGCUAUCCGGUCGUCGGGUACCAUAACAAUCUACAAUCGUCUGGGGGCUGCCUAGAUAGCCUAGAAGACGCCUGCCUCACUGUAUGCCCUUGGGACCCAAGAAUCAAAGGGGAGUUCUUUCAUCAAACAACAAUUACCAUUGGAUUGUCCAAAGUUCAAAACUUCAUCCAGGACGUACAAAAGCUAAGGGACAUAGUACCGAAUGCGAUGUGCGGUCUAGAUCUCUACAAUGGGAUCUUGAUACGGUACGUUAAGGCCUCAAGUGCUUACUUAGGUAAACAAGAGGACGGUCUGGAUUUCGACAUCAGCUACUACAGAAGCAAGGACCCUACAGCCCCUAGGCUCCAUGAAGACAUCUUGGAAGAAGUGGAGCAGAUGGCGCUUUUCAAGUACGGAGGGCUACCACAUUGGGGAAAGAAUCGCAACCUUGCGUUCGACGGCGUGAUCAACAAGUACGGUAAGAUCGGUGAAUUCUUGAAGGUGAAACAGACGUACGAUCCACUGGGCCUUUUCUCUAGCGAGUGGACGGAUCAAGUUCUUGGAAUCAACGGUCGAGCGAGCAUAAUCAAGGAGGGAUGUGCACUAGAAGGAUUGUGUAUAUGCUCAGAGGACCUCCAUUGCGCUCCUAAUAAAGGCUACUAUUGUCGGUCGGGUAAGGUGUAUACGGAUGCUCGGGUCUGUACCCGUUUAACCAAUUCCCACUAGCAUAUAAUAAUAAUAAUGGCACGUUUGUGGUAAAAUGUAAGCUUCCACACGUGUACCAGAUCUAAAACGUUUAUCUUGUGUGGCCCAUCUAAGUUUCCACACGUGUACCAAUGAAAUGUGGAGCAUCAGUUUUGUGUUUUCA